Molecule: messenger RNA, 1758 nt
Organism: Trichosurus vulpecula (common brushtail)
Lineage: Eukaryota; Metazoa; Chordata; Mammalia; Diprotodontia; Phalangeridae
Gene: XKR7
Product: XK related 7
Exons: 3
Coding region: 1-1758 (585 amino acids)
Biological process (GO): engulfment of apoptotic cell; phosphatidylserine exposure on apoptotic cell surface; apoptotic process involved in development
Cellular component (GO): plasma membrane
Source: RefSeq, a predicted model, not a curated record
AUGGCCGCGAAGUCGGAUGGAGGCGCCGCCGCGGCCGGCCCGGGCCCGGAGGGGGCGGUCGGCGGGGCCCGGGCCGGCUCGGGGCCUCCGGGGGCUCUGGGGACCGGGGCUGGGGCUGGGGCGGGGCUGCUCUCGGUGGGAGGAAGGCGGCCCCGCUACAGCCUGUGGGACUGCUGCUGGUCGCUGUGCGCGCUGCUAGUCUUCUUCUCCGACGGGGCCACCGACCUGUGGCUGGCGGCUGACUAUUACCUCCGGGGCCAGCACAUCUGGUUCGGCCUCACGCUGCUUUUCGCGUUGCUGCCCUCCCUCGUGGUGCAGCUGCUCAGCUUCCGAUGGUUCGUCUAUGACUACUCAUCUGCCGGAGCUGGGCCAGGUGCAGCUGCUACCGCCUUCAGCACCAAGGACAGCACCAGCGCUAGCGUCAGCGCCAGCGCCGCCUUCAGCACGAAGGACAGCGGUCCCGGCCCAGGUCCCGCGGUGCCCGCCCCUCCCGCGCUAUCUGGCGCCCGGCGUCCCCACCAACGUUGCUGCCGCCUCUGCGUCUGGCUUCUGCAGUCGCUAGUUCAUGUCCUGCAGCUCGGUCAGGUCUGGAGGUACCUCCGGGCCAUGUACCUGGGUCUGCAGAGCCGCUGGCAUGGGGAGCAACUGAGGCGCCACUUUUACUGGCGCAUGAUGUUCGAGAGCGCUGACAUCAGUAUGCUGCGCCUGCUGGAGGCCUUCCUGAAGAGCGCCCCACAACUUGUGCUACAGCUCAGCAUCAUGGUCCUCCAGGAACACCUCCCACCUCUGGCCCCUGUCUCCACAGGUCUCUCAGCCUCGGCCUCACUGGUGUCGCUGGCCUGGAUAAUCGCUUCUUAUCAGAAGGUGCUUCGGGACUCGAGGGACGACAAGCGUGCCAUGUCCUACAAGGGGGCUAUAGUCCAGAUCCUCUGGCACCUCUUCACCAUAGCGGCUCGAGCCAUGGCCUUCGCGCUCUUUGCCAGCGUCUACCGGCUGUACUUUGGCAUCUUCAUUGUGGCCCACUGGUGUGUCAUGACCUUCUGGGUCAUCCAGGGGGAGACAGACUUCUGCAUGUCCAAAUGGGAAGAGAUCAUCUACAACAUGGUGGUGGGCAUCAUCUACAUCUUUUGCUGGUUCAACGUCAAGGAGGGACGCAGCCGCUCCCGGAUGGCCAUCUACUACUGUAUUGUCCUGGUGGAGAAUGCAGCCCUGACUGGCUUCUGGUACCACAACCACAACUUUCCCACUGACUUCAGCGCCUUAAUCAUGGUGUGCGUGGUGGCUGCUAGCUUUGCCCUGGGCAUCUUUUUCAUGCUUGUCUAUUACUGCCUCCUGCACCCUAAUGGGCCCAUGUUUGGUCCCCAGGCUCCCGGGGGCAUCUUUACUGAGGCUGUGAGUGCUGGCCCUUCUGGUCCCUCUGCUGAUGCAGUUACCAGCCCCCCACGGUCUCUGCCCCGGACUACAGGUGGAGAGCGAGAUGGGGUCCCUGGAGACCGAGACAGUGGUGCACCGGCUGUGUUCCAGGUCCGGCCCAGCCUCCCAGCCACACCUGUGGCCCGUACUCCUCGGACAGAGGGGCCUGUGAUCCGAAUAGAUCUGCCCCGAAAAAAGUAUCCAGCAUGGGAUGCCCACUUUAUAGACCGCCGGCUCCGUAAGACCAUUCUGGCACUCGAGUAUUCAUCCCCAGCUACCCCUCGCUUGCAAUACCGAAGCAUGGCGGCCUCCCGGGAGCUACUGGAAUAUGAGACCACAGUGUAG